Molecule: messenger RNA, 5991 nt
Organism: Neodiprion virginianus
Lineage: Eukaryota; Metazoa; Arthropoda; Insecta; Hymenoptera; Diprionidae
Product: zinc finger protein 41-like
Exons: 2
Coding region: 551-1651 (366 amino acids)
Biological process (GO): regulation of transcription by RNA polymerase II
Molecular function (GO): DNA-binding transcription factor activity; RNA polymerase II cis-regulatory region sequence-specific DNA binding
Source: RefSeq, a predicted model, not a curated record
CGCUGGCAAACUUAAAAAUGUUGUAAUAUUACGAUUAGAAUGAUUUUGAAUGAAUACCUAAUUACGCUGCUUGAAAGGAAAUUUUUAAAAUGAUAAGUGGUGUGUAAAUUUGAAAAAUGUAAUUUUUCUAACUGUAUUUUUACUCCCAAAGUGCCGGAUACUGGACGAGGUAUACGGCCACUACGGCUACAGCGGACUCCCACAGACAUCCGGUUUUUUCGUAUAGUUAGCUGAUAAAAAUUACAUCCCAAAAGAGAAUAAAGAGUAUGUGAACCGGCAGUAUAUUACUGAAAUUCACGUAAGCUUAUUUCAUGCAGAUAUAGCCAAUAAUUGUGGCUCUGUAUACUGCUGUUAUUAAUCAGCGGUCUUCAAUGUGGACGUACGGAAUAGGAUCGACCAAUCAGAAUAUUCGGUGGAUUGGUACGCGGGAUAUGAGCAGCUUGUCAAGCGCAACCUGACUCUGCUCCCCCAUCAGCAAACCGCCCAGCAACCGCAGCCCCAGCAGCAGCAACAGCAGCAGCAGCUGGUUCACCCCCAACAAGCUGACAUCAUGACAUCGAUGUUCGAACAACAGAUCAAAAGCGAGCCAAUGGGAUUUUAUUCGGUUGCCUCAAGCCGUUCAGAUGGUUCAAAUUCAAUGGUCAAUUUAUCGGAUGACCGAGAAGAACUUUCUCAGCAAGAAGCUCACUUGCAGCCUCAACAGCAACAGACUCUGCAACAAACGCUGCAGCAACAUCAACAGCAGCAGCAGCAACAGCAGCAACAGCAACAGCAACAGCAACAACAGCAGCAGCAGCAACAACAGCAGCAAGGUCAGCCGGGACCUCAGGUUCCGCAAGGCCAAGGGGUACCGCAGACAGCUCCGACACGUCAGUCAACGGGUCAACAAACAGUGAAGGAGGGAUCACGUUCUAAACCGCAAGCCUGUAAGGUCUGUGGAAAAGUCUUAUCUUCAGCAUCGUCGUACUACGUUCACAUGAAGCUUCAUUCGGGAAAUAAACCUUACCAUUGUACGGUAUGCGAGGCAAGUUUCUGUCGCAAACCGUACUUAGAAGUACACAUGCGAACACAUACAGGCGAACGGCCGUUUCAAUGCGAAUUGUGCCUAAAACGGUUCACCCAAAAAAGCAGCUUGAAUACCCAUAAGCGGGUUCAUACCGGGGAACGACCUUACGCCUGCGAUAUUUGCCAAAAACGUUUUGCCGUCAAGAGCUACGUUACUGCUCAUCGCUGGAGUCAUGUAGCAGAAAAACCUCUGGUGUGCGAUCGAUGCUCACUUACGUUUACAUCUAAGAGCCAAUUUGCAAUCCAUAUUCGUACUCACACUGCGAGUACUACGUACGAAUGCAAUAUAUGCGGUCGCACUUUCGUGCGUGAUAGCUAUCUGAUUCGGCAUCAGAAUAGAGUACAUCGCGAUUUGAAUCAGGGCAGCUCGAACCACAAUCCGACGACUCCCCAAAGUACCGGUGGCGGAGGCUCUACGACUGGAUUUGAAAGUCCUGUCUGUGAUCUGCGCUACAGCGAAGGUCCGUCAUCCUUGGAUCCAUUGGGGGGAACAAAGGGUGGCAUCGCCGCCGAAAUCGCUAGCCUAACUAAGCAAAAUAGCUUACAGCUACCUCUUCCUCUACUUCACCCGCAGACAACCAACUAGUGUUUAGAUACCAGCGCGUCUCAGCCCUUGCAAUUGCAACAACCUCCACAGCAAGUAGCGUGUUCUGCCUCGGCGUGUACGCCGUUUACACUUAACCCGCCACUGUCGCACGAGCACACCACACCACAGAGUGUCUACCAAACUACGGGACUUGCUACUAUGGAUACGGCGAGCUCUCGCUUCUAUUCCCAUAUUCCUUUAACUCCUUCGGAAUCGCAUCAUCACACGCAUCAUUCGCAUCAGCUCCAUAGACCUAUUCCUCCACCUGGUCUUCAUCCUGCGCUUUAUCUCUAUGCCCAAUAUAGCAAUACCAGUGCUCCUUUGGCAUAUCCUGAGUAUACCCAACCCAGCAAUUGAAAUUGAGUUUAUGCUAGCAUUAUACAGUGCCACUCCGUUAUAUUGCGGUCUUCGGGGCUGUAGAGGAGGAGAACCGCGUUAUAAAUAGUUCCCCUACUUUGCGCAGCGCCACUGCUGUAGGACGGCUACUGCUUACUCGCGCAUGAUCACGUAGUAUGGGUGGGAUUGCAUAGUAAUCAAGUGAGAUAACUUAAUGUGCAUGAGCGGCUGGUAGGGGAAUGAGCUUCGAGGAAUAUUUACCAACCGCGAUAUAUCGAGGUGGCACUGUACUCAAUUCUGAUGUUAGUUGAUCCCAAUCAUGUUCUCAAAAAUAUUAUUCUGGUUUAGUUUUUUUUAUAGGGCAGCUACAUUGGUUGGAAAAACUAGAUUCGCAAUUGUGCACAGAUUUACAAAACUAACUUCCUAAUUUUUCAAGUAUACUUUAACAAUCUGUGUUUAAAUUUAAACAAAGGGUAACGUGUAAAUAAAAAAGUAGUCAUUUUUUUUAUAUCAUACUAUGAGAUCUACAAAUAAGGCCUUAUUAUAAUAAUUGUUAAUGUUUCGAGAAAUUUUUUUCUUAAAUACAAUUCUUGUUCAAAGUCAAAUUGUUACUAUGGAAAUUUUGUAUAGAAACCUUAACUUGGAAUACUUUUAUCAGCUCGACUCCUACAGGCUUAAGAAUUUUAAAAGUUCCUCUUAUUAAUUUUCAACUUAAAAUAUCUAGGCUCCGACUUUUUACAUUGAAUUGAUUGAGUAGUGUAUCAGAGUAAUAUGGUGAAAAGUGUGUAGUCAGAUUUAAACUUGUCAAAAAAUUCUACUUUAUUUAUAAGAUGUAAAAAAUCGAUAAGAGAAAUUGACAAUGACUAUAGAUUGUUUUAUUAUUUUGUAUAAGUGUCGGAUAGUCUGAUAAAUUUUAUUAGACUUUUCUCGGACUGCUGUUGCGUUUUGCGACAUUAUUUCCAUGGCACCUAUAAGAAAUUUGGAUACAGAAAUUUUACUCGUUGUUGGAAGUAUCAUAUAGGUAUAUAAUUUGGUAAUACGUUCAGUUAACCAACUGUUUAGCCUUAAAGUUAAUUUUCUACAUACAUAUAUGUUAUGUAAAUUGCACUGAUUAUGGUCGUCAAUAAUUUUAUCAGAAAUGAGAAACAUAUUUUACAUAAAAUAUGGGCUAAAUUUUAUCUUGAAAACGUAAUGUCCCCAUUACAUAUUUGAACACAUUUAUAUCUUUAUAGUUCCAGACAUUUUCGUGUUGGUCAAAGAUGGUCGAAUAUUUUAGUUCCUAUGGAAUCAACUGUCGACAGACACUGCAACAGUGAAAAUCAAUAUUAUGAUUUAUGAAUAAUAAAUAAUAAUAUCAUUGAUAAUAACAGUUGAUAAAUAAGUAUUAAAAUAUGUAAGCACGCUCGAAUAAUAUCAAUGAAUAAAACUCAAGCUAAAUAUAAUUAUUUCGAAAUUUUCUUUACAUGUGUCCAUUUCAAAAAAAUAAUAUCUAGAACAACUCAAUUUUUUGCUUGAUUAUUCUAAUAUUUGAUUUGAGUAAAAAAAUUUUUUUAUAUGAAUAUGAUAUGAAUUUGAAAAGAUUUUUGAAUGCUAGCAUAAACUGACUUAAAAAAAUAACUGGUCACUUCCAUUACGCCAGCACGCUUCUUUUAACUUUCCCUUAACAUACCACAUCUGCGACUACAUAAUAAAAACAAUCAUCAUACAUAUUUAUAUUAUAUUCUUAAAGAGUUUUAGUCACUUGAAUCUGUGAUAUAGAUAGUAAUUAUUGUCUACAAGAUUGAAACAUUGGUUUACUAUUUUAAUGUCAAAAAGAAAAUGAAUUUCAUGAAGCGGUGUAGCUAAUCGACCAAGCAAGAAUUUUUGGUCUCUACCGAAGGUGUUUGGUAGACACCCUACUAUUACUUUUAAACACACAAACGAACACACGUUUAUUCAGUAGAAUACUUGACACUUCUAUACUAGUGGGGCUGAUGUACACAGAGAAGUCAUGGUUUCUUUGGCUUUAGACGCUUCAUGGGCUCUCUUUGUGCACACUGUGGGUAUACGACAUUUUUCACAAAACGAAAAGGAUAUUCCUGUUAGGAAAUGAAGGUAGCUUGGUAUACCACGACUUUGAACUUUCAUUCUGUCCCAUAGGCGUACUUACUUUCUACAUAUCGAAGCUUGUUGUAAAGAAAAUAUGUAUAUAAAAUCAAUUAACGAGGAUGUUAUGGCGGGGCUGUUAAUUUGAACACUAUUAGACUUAGUUUAAUGACUAACACGGCUUAAAACAAGCAGAGGAGCCAUGACAAUCGCGAGAAUGCCCGUAAAUAUUAAUCGCGGUUAAUUGGGUAGUGAGUUGGUACAAUAACUUGUUACUAUUUAUCAAUAAGUAAUUUUGAGUAACUAUAAAAAAACAUUGUAUUAGUGUGCCUCGAACAAUUAGGUCUGUUUCGGCAAUUUAGUUGCAAACUGCGUGUGUAUGGCCAAGGCUUUCAAUUCCAUGAGAGAUGGAGUCAUCUGGCAAGACUGAUUACUGGAUCAUAAAAUUUGCAAAAGUAAGAAUAUGAGUAUAAAAAGAAGAUAAUGAUCUUUAUAUUGGCUAGUCAAUGUGCAGCUCUAAUAAGACAAAGUACUACUAUGCUGUGAUUAAAGCCUAUAUGGACAUGCCCACGCAGGCCCUAGCUAGUGAUAUACGUUAUAAUCUAUUAUUAAUAUGUAGCUAGUAGUAGAACUACCUAAAUUUUCAUAUUAAUUGGUCGGAUCUGAAGAUGUUUUAGGUAACACGUUUAUCUAAUUACAUCCAAAACACACACAUUGUGGUUGGAAGAUAUUUGGUAAUACUGAUCAUUUUAAUAAUAAAUUUAUAGGAAUCUUUAUUUUGGCAAACAUCAAAAUAAUAUGUAUUUUUAAUAAAAAAAAGAAAAGAAAAGAUAAGGUCCCUUCUUAUAAAGAGCACUUGGACCAAGAAAUUCUGAAAGGCUUUUAAAGCUAUAUCUGAAGAUCAAGAUUAGUAUGUUGGAAAUUUUGUUGAUAGAAGAACAAUUAUUUAUUUUUAACUAUUUGCUCUGUGAAAUAUAAAUAUUUUAUUUAACAUACUUGCUUCUAGUAAGUUUUUAAGUCGCUGUAAGCUUUUCAAACUAUCACAGAUGCGAGAAAGGGAAAUAAUUCAACUUUCCAACCGUGAAAGCUAAGUUUGUACAUAGUUUACAUACGAAGUGAAAUAAUAAGAUAUUUGCAAAGUUUUAUUUAAAGCGAUACAUUGUCUACAAUAAUAUUACACAACUAUACAGCAACUGAAAUACUAAAAACAUGUAACAGCUGUUUUCUAGUCAAAGCAAGGUGUAAGGAGGCAUCGUACACAAAAAAUAAUUACGGCAAAUCUUGGGAGUUUAAACCUCACACGGAUAUCAUGAGGAAAUAUGGGAUUUUUAAUACUUCCCAAGUUAAAUUUUGAUAUAUGCUUGUUUUUCUCGUUUCCUCUUUGAUUUCUAGAGCUUAUUUAUGACACUGAUCAGAUUCUUAUAAUUUCAUUCUUUAGCUUCACCAUUGAUACAAAACGAACAUAAUAAAACCUUCCAGAAAUAUUUUUAAGGAGGUUCAACUGGUGUAAAAUACAUAUAUUCAUAUAAUUCAAUUGGUGUAAAGGAAAACAUCAAUCUAAGCACCCCAGAAAAUUUCUUCAACCAAAAGUCGGUAUUUUUUUGUUACAGAAAACCAUUCUUAAGUGCGUAAUAAAAAAAAUUGACCAAAACAUGGUGACAAAACUAUCGACCACAUCACACAAAAUUUAAUCAAUUAUAUAAGAUCACUACAAAAAUUUUCUAAAAUUUAGGACUUUUUAUGCAAGUUAUGAAAAUCUGAAAAUAUGCACUUAUUCUUUUUAAGAAGGAGCUUCUUCUACUGUAACAUGAGUUUCUAAACUUUUUGAAAACGUUGGAUCUUCACCAAAUUGUCGGAGCCUACUUAAACUGAAUCUUUCUAUUAGUUGAUACACCCCAGCUUUUGUAACUUAAUUGAAG